CUGGCCUGUACUUCUUUUUUUUACACUUCACUGUCAAAUAUAAUAAUAUGCCUUCUCCGGAUCAGCCUCGACUCUCGGCCAUACGAGCAUACCCUAUUAAAUCAUGUCAUUGCGUUGAGCUGAAAGAAUGCGAAAUCGAUUCAAUGGGUCUUCAAAUCGAUCGUCGUUUCAUGUUCAUUGAAGCAAAGUCUGGUCGCUUCAUUACUCAACGCAAAUACUCGUCGAUGGCACUUAUUCGCCCUUUGGUGGACACGACAGCAGACACGCUGACAUUGACAGCUCCUGGACAGUCUGAUUUGGUUCUUCCACUUCAUCCAUCCUUGGGCCGCCAGUUUACUGCAAAGCUAUGGGAGGACACAUUGACCGUGUUUGAUAUGGGCGAUGAGGCAUCACACUGGGUUGGCAAGUUUUUCAACGACCAUCGGGAUCAUAAUAAGCAAAACCCCGUCGGAGACGACGAUGAGAUCAAUUUUGACGCACAGUUACCUGAGCUGCGCCUUGUCACAUUGGAUGAUCCUGCCAAGGGAAUCUACACUCGACCCACUCACCAGAAAUUGCCUGGUUUGCAUUCGCCUUUUUCGGAUUGGUCGCCCGUCUCAUUUGGUUUCGAAGCGAGUCUGGAAAGUGUCAAUCAUGGCUUGGAGGAAACCGGAAUGAGCAACGGCAAGUCGAUCUCUAUGGAUCGGUUCCGUAACAACCUUACAAUUUCUAGUACGAUCCCGUGGGAAGAAGACGAGUGGCUCGUGGCAAAAAUUGGUGAAGUAACGUUUUAUAUCAUGCGUCCCACUGCUCGUUGCCCUGUACCUGGGAUUGACCAGGAUACCGGCGUCAAGGAUGAUUGGGGUUGUGUUACCGACUAUCUCAAGAAAAAACGAAACAUCCCGGACAAGCCAGGCAGAAAUAAUGGAUGCUUCUGUGUAGAUGCUGCACCACUUACUGCUGGCACUAUCCGUGUUGGUGAUCCAAUUCAAGUACUCGAACGAAUUCCCGCCGAUUGUGUCGAACAUCCUAUCCCACCACCUACAUAUUAAAAACACAGAAUAUGUCUUAUUAAUGUAGCAAAGAAGGGUUUUGUACUUUAGUAAUUUGCGGUUAUUUCUGUUUUACAUUACUGCAUCACUCAAUAAUUGUAUGAUGAUAAUGUCAUUACUGCUGUGAAAGGAACUUAAUACAUUUUCAGUUUACACGAAA
Molecule: messenger RNA, 1191 nt
Organism: Zychaea mexicana
Lineage: Eukaryota; Fungi; Mucoromycota; Mucoromycetes; Mucorales; Lichtheimiaceae
Exons: 4
Coding region: 48-1031 (327 amino acids)
Molecular function (GO): molybdenum ion binding; catalytic activity; pyridoxal phosphate binding
Source: RefSeq, a predicted model, not a curated record